Molecule: messenger RNA, 1690 nt
Organism: Lepus europaeus (European hare)
Lineage: Eukaryota; Metazoa; Chordata; Mammalia; Lagomorpha; Leporidae
Gene: KASH5
Product: KASH domain containing 5
Exons: 19
Coding region: 23-1690 (555 amino acids)
Biological process (GO): spindle assembly; homologous chromosome pairing at meiosis; chromosome localization to nuclear envelope involved in homologous chromosome segregation
Cellular component (GO): lateral element; meiotic spindle pole; nuclear outer membrane
Molecular function (GO): dynein complex binding
Source: RefSeq, a predicted model, not a curated record
CUGUGGAUAGCCAGGGAGGCCCAUGGACCUGCCGGAGAGCCAGGCUGGUGGCCCUACAGCACCAAGUGACCUCUGGGAGCAGCCUGAGGAGGUGAGCCCGGGGAUGCUGCUCAGCUUAGAGGAGCAAAUACUCAACUCCACAUUCGAAGCCUGUGACCCCCAGAGCACAGGCACUGUGGCUGUGGCCCACGUGCUGGCCUACCUGGAGGCGGUGACGGGCCGGGGUCCCCAGGAUGAGCGCCUGCAAACAUUGGCCCGAAGCCUGGACCCCAGUGGGGAGGGCUCUGGGGCCACCGUGGACUUGGACACCUUCCUGGUGGUCAUGCGGGACUGGAUCGCUGCCUGUCAGCUGCAUGGGGGAUUAGAGCUGGAAGAGGAGCCCGCCUCCGAGGGAGUCCUGACCUCUCAGCAGCUGCCAUCUGGAGGCCUGGAAGCUGAGGAGCCGGCCAACCUGGAGAGCUUCGGUGGCGAAGACCCCAGAGCUGAGCUGCCCGCCACAGCCGACCUGCUGAGCAGCCUGGAGGACCUGGAGCUCAGCAACCGGCGCCUGGCCGAGGAGAACGCCAAGCUCCAGCGCAGCGUGGAGACGGCCGAGGAGGGCUCGGCGCGCCUGGGGGAGGAGAUCCUGGUCCUGCGCAAGCAGCUGCGCAGCACCCAGCAGGCUCUGCAGUGUGCCAAGGCUGUGGCUGAGGAGCUGGAGGACCUGAAGACCCUGGCCAAGAGCCUGGAGGAGCAGAAUCGCAGGCUUCUGGCCCAGGCCCGGCAGACGGAAAAGGAGCAGCAGCACCUGGCGGCCGAGGUGGGAACUCUUCAGGAGGAGAACGGGAAGCUGCUGGCCGAGCGGGACGGAGCGAAGAGGAGGAGCGAGGAGCUGGCCACGGAGAAGGACGCUUUGAAGCGGCAGCUCUACGAGUGUGAACGCCUCAUUUGCCAACGCGACGCCGUCCUCUCCGAGCGCACGAGCCACGCAGAGAGCCUGGCCAAGACCUUGGAGGAGUACAGGACGACGACCCAGGAGCUGAGGCUGGAGAUCUCACACCUAGAGCAGCAGCUGAGUCAGAGCCACGAGGGGCCGGAUGAGCUGCUCCCAGGGGCCCAGGGGAGAGGAGUGGACUGGACCACGCCGCUGCCUCCGUCACUGGGCCUGGAGAUCGAGGCCAUCCAGCAGAAACAGGAAGCGGCGGACCUCUGCAGCCCCCUGUGUGGGGUGCGGCCCUGGGAGGAAGCCAUGAGUUGGAUGGAGGAGGACGCUGGGUUUCCACCUGAAGCCCCACCCGGGGACCCGAGCAGCCGCCGGUCAGAGCCAGCGAGCUCUGGAGAAGGACCGCAGGAGCCGGCCGUGUGGUUGCCCAGAAGCGAGGAGGAAGAGGAGGCGGUGGAGAGCCGGGUCACGGCUGCUGCCCCUGUCUCUGGAGACUCCCCAGGAGGCCCUGCUGAGAGCCCUGCCGAGCCGGGACUCCAGCAAGCCCUGGUGCCUGUGAUAAAGGAGCUGGUCCCAGACCGGAGGCGACCCCGGGGCCAGCUCUGCCUGCGCCCCCAGCAGCUCAGGGUUGCCCGGCACCCGCUGGUCCCAGCCCCAGUCUUGGGUCUGCUGCUGCUGCUGCUGCUCUCAGUCCUGCUGCUGGUCCAGUCCCCGGCCCCCACGUGGCCCCACCUCCAACUCUGCUACCUCCAGCCCCCGCCAGUGUGA